AUGUAUGACAGGCUAUUGAAAGAGUAACAUUUAGUUAGGCACACAAUCAUUUACAGGCCAUUGACUUGAAAUAUUGAAAUAUUUUCCUUAUUUAUGUAAAAUACACAUCUCACUAGGUUUGCAAGGCUUUGUUCAGAAACCCUGAACUGAAACCCCACAUCUUACAUUUUUCAAAGGAACAUUGUAUAACAGAAGAAUCGUUUUAUGUAAAUGGCCAGGUGUCUUCCUGUGCAGAUGGUUUUCAGUUCUGCUUUUGGUGGCUAUUUCAGCUUUAUUCUGGGCUUGUGUAUUACUUAACGCUUCCAUCUGCUAUUUGUUCUGCUCUGUGAAGCAUGACUCCUCUCUCCACCUGCUUUCUCUUCUACUUUUGUCCAUGUUAAGAACUCUUGUUAUGUAAAUAAUUUAAUUUUAAAAACAAUAAUUAUUGUCACUGUCAAUAUUUUACAGUUGGAAAAUAUUUUGUAUACGAUAUAGAUGUAACAUCUCUUUAAAGCUCUUUACUAAACAUUUUGUACAUUUCCCAUGCAUUUAACUGAAUGUCAUCUUUAUUUUAACAGAAAAGCGUGUCACUAAGCCAAGUAUUACUCUGCUGAGUAGGCAAGAAGGUGAAAAUAUCGUCUUAGAGUGCCAAGUGAAUGAUUAUUACCCUGACAAACUCGAUGUACAGUGGCUUAAGGAUAACUCCAAGGUCAACCAUUUUACGCCAGAUAAAAAGCUUCAGAAUGCUGAUAAGAAAGAGAAAAGCUUUACUUUAAUAAGUCAGUUAGCUAUCAGUGCUCAGAAUCAGGGCAAAAUGUACACUUGUAAAGUCACGCACAACUCUGAAGAAAUCAAACAAAACUAUGAUUUGUGCAAGGAUUUAUCCAAGCCUUUGGUGACGGUAAAGAAACCCCAUCUCAGAGACAUUAUCAAGGAGAAGACAGUCACAGCUACUUGUUCUGUUGAAGCACCAUACAACACUGAGGUGUCAUGGUUGGUAAAUGGUUUAAGAAGAAGUGCUACCAAUACAAAGACAUACAAAUCACCUCUGUCCAGCACAUCACAGAUUUUUGAGAGCAACCAGACUAUUUCCAGAGAAGAUUGGUUGAGGUUUAAAACAAUUGUUUGUAAAGCUACACAUUCAUGUUUCAAAGUAGAGGAACCUGUGAUUGAACCUGUUAAUAUACAGAAAGAUCCUGUUGUGGUGAUCAGGAGGUCUUUCACAGGAGGCAGUGCUGUACUGGAGUGUGUUGUACGAGAUUUUCCCUCUGGUGAAGUCUGCAUCACCUUCCAGUCAGGUGGUGUUGAUAUCUCACAAGUCAGUUGUGCAGAUGUGGCUUCUUCUGAAAACAUUCAGUCCCUGACUACAGACUUUACAAUACCCAAUGAUCACCAAAGGAAAGGCAAAACAUUUACAUGUAAAGUUCACAGUCCUUCCAAACAAUGGACAUCAAAACCUACAGGAAACAUUUUUGAUAAUCCUACUAUUGAGCUCUCAGUUGUUCCCAGUGUUGGUGAAUUAAGUUUGAAUUCUCAGAAACUGGUUUGUUCUGGGACAGGAUUUGACCCAAAGAUCAAAUGGCUUUUAAACUCAAAAGUGAAAUCUGGCGUAGCUGUAGAUGUCACGAUAGGUGAAGAUGGACGUUUGAAAGUGUACAGUGAGAUGUUGGUGCCACAACAAGACUGGAAUCAAGGGGUGAUAUUUAAAUGUGAAAUUACUGAUCAGCGCAAUGCUAUUGACAAAAGCAUCAAUAUUUGUUCAGCACAAGAUUCAUCCAAGCCUUUGAUAAAAGUAAAGAAACCCCAUCUCAGAGACAUUAUGAAGGAGAAGACAGUCACAGCUACUUGUUCUGUUGAAGCACCAUACAACACUGAGGUGUCAUGGUUGGUAAAUGGUGUAAGAAGAAGUGCUACCAAUACAGAAACAUACAAAUCACCUCUGUCCAGCAGAUCACAGAUUAUUAAGAGCAUUCAGACUUUCUCCAGAGAAGAAUGGUUGGGGUUUAAAACAAUUGUUUGUAAAGCUACACAUCCAUGUUUCAAAGUAGAGGAACCUGUGAUUGAACCUGUUAAUAUACAGAAAGAUCCUGUUGUGGUGAUCAGGAGGUCUUUCACAGGAGGCAGGGGUGUACUGGAGUGUGUUGUACGAGAUCUUCCCUCUGGUGAAGUCUGUGUCUCCUUCCAGUCAGGUGGUGUUGAUAUCUCACAAGUCAGUUGUGCAGAUGUGGCUUCUUCUGAAAACAUUCAGUCCCUGACCACAGACUUUACAAUACCCAGUGAGCACCAAAGGAAGGGCAAAACAUUUACAUGUAAAGUUCACAGUUCUUCCAAACAAUGGACAUCAAAACCUACAGGAAACAUUUUUGAUAAUCCUACUAUUGAGCUCUCAGUUGUUCCCAGUGUUGGUGAAUCGAGUUUGAAUUCUCAAAAACUGGUUUGUUCUGGGACAGGAUUUGACCCAAAGAUCAAAUGGCUUUUAAACUCAAAAGUGAAAUCUGGCGUAGCUGUAGAUGUCACAAUAGGUGAAGAUGGACGUUUGAAAGUGUACAGUGAGAUGUUGGUGCCACAACAAGACUGGAAUCAAUGGGUGAUAUUUACAUGUGAAAUUACUGAUCAGCCCAAUGCUAUAAACAAAAGCAUCAAUAUUUGUUCAGCACAAGAUUCAUCCAAGCCUUUGAUAAAAGUAAAGAAACCCCAUCUCAGAGACAUUAUGAAGGAGAAGACAGUCACAGCUACUUGUUCUGUUGAAGCACCAUACAACACUGAGGUGUCAUGGUUGGUAAAUGGUGUAAGAAGAAGUGCUACCAAUACAGAAACAUACAAAUCACCUCUGUCCAGCAGAUCACAGAUUAUUAAGAGCAUUCAGACUUUCUCCAGAGAAGAAUGGUUGGGGUUUAAAACAAUUGUUUGUAAAGCUACACAUCCAUGUUUCAAAGUAGAGGAACCUGUGAUUGAACCUGUUAAUAUACAGAAAGAUCCUGUUGUGGUGAUCAGAAGGUCUUUCACAGGAGGCAGUGCUGUACUGGAGUGUGUUGUACGAGAUCUUCCCUCUGGUGAAGUCUGCAUCACCUUCCAGUCAGGUGGUGUUGAUAUCUCACAAGUCAGUUGUGCAGAUGUGGCUUCUUCUGAAAACAUUCAGUCCCUGACCACAGACUUUACAAUACCCAGUGACCACCAAAGGAAGGGCAAAACAUUUACCUGUAAAGUUCACAGUCCUUCCAAACAAUGGACAUCAAAACCUACAGGAAACAUUUUUGAUAAUCCUACUAUUGAGCUCUCAGUUGUUCCCAGUGUUGGUGAAUCGAGUUUGAAUUCUCAGAAACUGGUUUGUUCUGGGACAGGAUUUCACCCACAGAUCAGAUGGUUUUUAAAUUUUAACGUAACAUCUGACACAGCUGUAGAUGUCACAAUAGGUGAAGAUGGACGUUUGAAAGUGUACAGUGAGAUGUUGGUGCCACAACAAGACUGGAAUCAAGGGGUGAUAUUUACAUGUGAAAUUACUGAUAAGCACAAUGCUAUUAACAAAAGCAUCAAUAUUUGUUCAGUGGCUAACCAGAGCAGUCAGAUGGCAGAUGUCUAUUUACUAGGUCCCUCCCUCAGUGAUGUGAGAUCUAUGACUGACAUUUUUUUGACCUGCUUGGUUAUUGGUCAUCGUAUCAAGGAUUUCACAAUCCAGUGGAAAGUCGAUGGACAUAGUUCCGAAAUGCAAGGUUUUAUACAACAGCAUCAAGAUCAUGCAAAUGGGACUCAAAGCAUGCAGAGUAUUUUGAAGGUUCCGGUUAGCAGAUGGCAUGAUUAUAGUGUGUUCACCUGUGAAGCUAAACCUGUUUGCUCUGAAGACACACUGGAAAAGAACAUCUCAAAAAACAGAAACCCUAAAGAACCUACUGUGAGGAUCCUCAAACCCUCUGACAGUGAUCUAUUUGUGUCUCAAGAUGCCAGUCUUCUUUGCUCGAUCACUGGUUUCUUCCCAUCUGAAAUCUCUGUGCAAUGGCAACUGAAUGGCACGCAGUUGGAUGAGUCUCGCUUUACUAACAGUCCUGUGGUUGCUCAUACUGCAGCUGAGGAUUUUUCAAUAUACAGUGCCUUAAUACUGUCUGCUUCACAGUGGACGAAGGACGUGUACUCAUGUGUUGUUUCUCAUGAGUCAUCUAAAAAUCCAAUCACUGCUACUUUGGAGGACUUGUAUGCUUCGUUGACCCACUCUGCUCCAUCUGCAAAGCUGCUGCAGGGUUCAAAUGAGCUGGUGUGUCUGGCAUUUGGUUUCAGUCCAUCUGAAAUCACCAUCACCUGGCUGCUGGGCUUUGAUGAGGUGUCUAAUCAAAGUGUCCUGAUUACCGAUCCUGCAAAAGGUCCUGACGGAAAAUUUACCAUCCAAAGUUAUCUGCAUUUAUUACCCGCUAAAUGGGCACCUGGAGAGGUGUACAGAUGCAGGGUCACUCAUAUUACUGGUACCCAGUUGCUUAACAUCUCCAAACCAGAAAUAUUGGAAGAGGGUAUUUAUAUGAAUGAAAACAAGGAUGAAUCUAUUACACAGGAAUCUUUAGAGGACGCCUGGAAAAUGGCCUGUGCCUUUCUUGUUCUUUUUCUCUUUUCUCUCUUCUAUGGAUGCACAGUGACACUGGUCAGAGUGAAGACUGCAUGAGCAAUAAUGCCAAUUUCUGUCGUUUCUUGUUUUUUUAAGAUGAUUUUGCUUUUUAGGAUCUUAAUUUGAUUACAGAUGUUUUGAAUGCAUCUUGAUUUGUGAAUAUUCAUUGCCUAAGCAUUGCAAAGAUUAUGUACAGUAAUAAAAUAAAUGAAAAAAAUGUUAAAAUGAUAAAAUGCUUUCAAAUAAAACAACAACAUGGUACAAUAAACAAAGAAUGUUUUAAUUCCAAAUAAAA
Molecule: messenger RNA, 4862 nt
Organism: Paramisgurnus dabryanus
Lineage: Eukaryota; Metazoa; Chordata; Actinopteri; Cypriniformes; Cobitidae
Gene: ighd
Product: immunoglobulin heavy constant delta
Source: RefSeq, a predicted model, not a curated record